Molecule: messenger RNA, 752 nt
Organism: Sclerotinia trifoliorum
Lineage: Eukaryota; Fungi; Ascomycota; Leotiomycetes; Helotiales; Sclerotiniaceae
Source: the annotation of a GenBank genome assembly
GCUGUUCUAUUGUCGACAAUAAAGCAAAGGAAAGUAAAAUAUCAAUUUCUCAAUUUGUUACUAUUUCAAAGAGCUCAAUACAUACUUUACGUCUACCAAAUUUGAUACAGCGUAAGCCAAGAAAAUAAACCUACACAAAACAAAAUGGUUACCAUUACCCUCAGCCCUGAUUACGGGUAUGUACCCCCCUCUUCCCUAGUCCAAUUACCAUCCAUCCAUCAUCCCACACACUCCCAACCAAAACCCAAAACCCAACUAACCCUCUCACCAUUCUAGCUACGUAAUCCUCGCCGCAACCUCCACCUUCAUCCUCAAUACCAUCCACGGCUUCAACACCGGAUCGCACCGCAAAGCAGCGCAAAUCGACUAUCCAGCCGCAUACGCACCGUCAUCACGAACAGACGAAGCAGCCUACCGAUUCAACUGCGCUCAACGCUCCCAUGCGAAUUUCACCGAGAACCAUACCAUAGCCGUCACAGCGCUCUUGAUUUCCGGACUGCAGUUUCCAAAGACAGCGGCGGUCUUCGGCGGUGCGUGGACGUUUUUUAGAUGGAUGUAUAUGAGGGGUUAUAGUCAGGGUGGGGAGAAGGGAAAGGGAAGAUAUAAGGGGAUCUAUUAUUGGUUUUUUCAGACCGGGUUGAUGGGUUUGUGUGGGUAUAUGGGUGUGCAGAUGGUUUUGGAGGGGAUGAAGUAAGUGAGGGUGAAUGUGGGUCAGAGAGGGAGGCGGGAGAGGAGAGUAUAGAACUGAUUGA